UUUCCUCAUACGUUUGAAUUUGUUCAUUUGUUCAAUUAUUGCUCAGUACGUAGUCGGACCUUUUCCAAGAAAGGAACAGAACGAAAAUGAAAAUCUUUUUCUGGGCUUGUCUUCUGACGAGUUCCGUCUACGCAGGGUCAGACACUUUUGCAACAGGCAAUACAUGCUUCAAAAGAUAUAAGGGCGACGAUAAGGACGAUUUUGAAGGUAGUAAUACCACUUGCAAUAACAUUAAUGGAAAACUUGCCUCAAUUGGAACGGCAUCGGAAUGGACAAAGACAAAAUUAGCUCUCGAAGAAUUAUUUGACGACGACGAAAUAUGGGUGGAUGUCACAAACCCUAACGAAGCCUGUUGUAAAACGGGCGACACUUCGUGCAACAACAAGCUUUAUGACAGUGCUGGGAACAAAUUAGCCAGUGUCAACCAUAUUUCCACGGAAUUUGACGUAGGUGACAAGCUGUGCAUUAUGCUAAAAUUGGAUGACAAAUUCAAAGCGGAGGAGUGCAAUAAGGAACAUGAAUUUCUUUGCCAAUAUGAUUGUACCCCAACCAUAACCACCACAACUACGACUACCACUACCACGACUACUACAAGUACCACCACGACUACCACAACAACAACUACUACUACUCCAACAACCACCACUACCACGACUACUACAACAACUACCACCACCACCAGGACAACUACAACAACUACUACCACCACCACGACUACUACAACAACUACCACCACGACUACCACAACAACCACCACUACCACGACUACUACAACAACUACCACCACCACCACGACAAACUACAACAACUACACCACUACCACGAACUACUACAACAAUCAACCACCACGACUACCACCAACAACCACCACUACCACGACUACUACAACAACUACCCACCCACCAUGA
Messenger RNA from Tigriopus californicus, 908 nucleotides. RefSeq lists its product as uncharacterized. The transcript is spliced from 3 exons. The coding region runs from base 87 to 908 and encodes 273 amino acids. The record is from RefSeq and is a predicted model, not a curated record. NCBI's taxonomy places the organism in Eukaryota, Metazoa, Arthropoda, Copepoda, Harpacticoida, Harpacticidae.